Messenger RNA from Miscanthus lutarioriparius, 1989 nucleotides. The record is from the annotation of a GenBank genome assembly. NCBI's taxonomy places the organism in Eukaryota, Viridiplantae, Streptophyta, Magnoliopsida, Poales, Poaceae.
AUGGACAUCCGCCGCGCGCCGCCGUCGCGCGCCGCGUCGGGCGGGGUGGAGCCGCGGUUCCGCCAGGUGGGCUUCGUCACGGCCGCCGAGCCCGCGCGGGGGCCCGUGGCGCCCGCGGCCGCGUCGCCGACCGCGUCCGACGGCCUCUCCCCCGUCAUGAUCCCGCCCCCGCUCAUCCCCGUCCCCGCCCCCGCCCCCGCGUCUGAGUCCCUCAUGCCUUCGUCCCCGCCCCCGGCCUCCUCGUAUCUCCUCGAGGUGAUCUCCGACCUUGACGACUACGCCGACGACGACGAUAUCGACGUGUCCUGGGCGCGCCCACCCCCUCCCGCAUUGCCAGAGCCAAACAAGAGAGAUCUUACUCAAACAAAGAAUGAACAUGGUCCAACUUCAGUUGCACAGAAACCAAAGCUUUCUAAAGCAGAGAGACGUGCCAUUCAGGAGUCUCAGCGUGCUGCCAAAGCUGCUGCCAAGGAGGCAGGUUUAAAACCAACAGCCAUGGCUUCUGAUGCUAGCACCAAAAUAUCAAAGCAACCCAAGACAGCAAAGACAUCUCUGAAGAAAGAUGUGAACCAAGUUAACCCUCCAGUUGCUUCUGAUAAGAAGACUGGUGAACGCCCACCUGACAAAGAUAGAAAAAAAGAUAUUCCUCAAUCCCGUAUGCAAUUUGAUGAUGCACAUCGGGUGGUGAAAGCAAAGAAGCGUUCAGUUGUUAGCCAAUCAGAAGCUCGAAACAGGGUCGAACUGUUCAGACAUCUGCCUCAAUAUGCACACGGCACUCAACUUCCUGACCUUGAGUCAAAAUUUCUUCAACCUGAUCUAAUGCAUCCUUCUGUGUACAAGGUUGGACUUCAGUAUCUGUCUGGUGACAUAUCGGGUGGCAAUGCUCGCUGUAUAGCAAUGCUUCUUGCAUUCAGAGAGGCAAUAAAUGAUUACUCCAUGCCUGCUGAAAAAAUUCUGAAUAGGGAUCUUACUGCUAAAAUCAGUAGCUACGUGUCAUUUCUCAUUGAGUGCAGGCCUCUUUCAAUCAGCAUGGGCAACUCUAUUAGAUUUUUGAAGAACAGGAUUACCAAGCUACCACUUGCAUUGUCAGAGUCAGAAGCUAAAGUUAGUCUUCAAUCUGACAUUGAUCGCUUUAUAAAUGAGAAGAUAAUAGUUGCAGAUAAGGUCAUUGUUAGUCAUGCUGUCACAAAAAUCAGAGAUGACGAUGUCCUAUUGACAUUUGGGUCAGCCUCUGUUGUUGAAAUGAUUUUUGACCAUGCUCAUGAACUUGGAAAGAAGUUUCGUGUUGUGGUGGUAGAUUCUCGUCCAAACCAUGAGGGACAAAGAUUGUUGCGCCGAUUAGUUGCAAAGGGUAUCAGUUGCACAUAUACACACAUAAAUGCUGUAUCAUACAUCAUGCAUGAGGUUACAAGAGUGUUUUUGGGCGCCUCUUCAGUACUAUCAAAUGGUACUGUCUACUCCAGAGUUGGGACAGCUUUGGUUGCUAUGGUUGCACAUGCUUUUGGAGUUCCUGUUCUAGUGUGCUGUGAGGCAUACAAGUUUCAUGAGAGGGUUCAACUCGAUUCUAUAUGCUUUAAUGAACUUGGUGACCCAGAUGCUAUUUCAAGAGUUCCUAGGGAUGAAAGUUUGAGCCAUCUCAAAAACUGGGCUGAGAACGAAAAUCUUCACCUUCUGAAUCUUAGGUAUGAUAUCACCCCUUCCGAUUAUGUUUCAAUGCUCAUAACAGAUUAUGGAAUGCUCCCACCUACUAGUGUACCAGUCAUUGUGAUUGGUUCCACUGAUAUGGAUCACUUAAUCAUUGUGGUCGGUUUCAAGUUCCUGCCAGCAAGGAUUGCUGUUUUGACUGUUCAUAGGACAGGCCAUGGAACACGAGCUCACAUGUGCACAUAUGCUAAAUCCAAGGCUGUAUAUCAACAAUUGAUGUUUUCAGUUUUUUACAGCCCAAGUGAAAAUAGCAUUUUUGGUAUCCGAAGAAUGGCUGAUUGGUAG